AUUGGAUGAAGAGGCAGAAGUCAAAAUAACUUGUUUAUUUUUAUCAUCGGUUGACAAUAAACAAUCUACAUUGUUUAAAAUGUAAGAUAACCAAACCCCAUUGCCCAAGCGAAUUUAAAAUGACGAUUUCUGGCAAACUCUCCUCACCCGGAAUGGUACUAGGCGUAAGUCUCGCCCUGAUCAGCGCAACCCUAAGUGCUAACCUCCUAAUUCCUGUUUUACCAGUUAGUGGACUCGCUUUUGCAUUUAUUGCGUUACUAGUGUGGUUUAUUGCGCUGUUUUUCACUUUUGUGGGCUUGCACAAGGUGCUGCAAAGCAAAGAGCCAAUUUCCAGUGCAGUGUUUAACAAGUACUUUCGGUAUGGUUCCACCACUCCCCAAAAUGGGGCUGUGGAAACGCAGGCUGCCAUCACAGCCAAUGCGGACAGCAUUAGACGAUUGGCUGUGGAUAUUGACAGAUUUUUUAUCAGCAGAUGGUAUUGCAACAUCAGCUCUGACCAAAAUUUCCCAAUAGAAAGCAGGGUUUUCCUGCAAGAGGUAUUAACUAGGGUGACUGAGGUGACUUUGCAGAUGAAUAGCAACUCUCUACUUCAUGGGGUGCUCAAUAUCUUUUUGAAACACCUCAAGGAGUUCCGAAGGGGCUUGAAACGAAGAGACAAGUAUCGAGUGGCCAUUGAGGACGUCUACAGAUAUUCCCACGUUUGCAGCAUCUCAAGCAACCAGCCGUCCUUGGACUAUUUCAUGCACCAACUAACUAUAAGUCUGUUGCAUCCCUUCAUCAACUCCGAGCUCUGGAACUCGCUUCCCUGCCACAUUUUGGUCUCAAUUCUGGCUAGGAAGUUGAUGUACUACUUGCUGACUCAGUUGUCCUGCCCUCAAGUACUCAACUACCUAAUCUUGAACUCCCUGGCCUGUGGGGAGGUGAAGGAAAAGCUCCAGUUGGAGAAAUAUGGCCAAAUUUGCAUUGUAGAAUUUUUUGAUGUGAUUGAUGACAAUAAUCAGGAGGAGACGGCGAAGCCACCAGUGAAGCCCAGCGGCGUUGCUUCAGUUCAGCCAGUGGAUUUAGACAGGAUGAAAAAGGCAGAGGAGCUGCAGCGGGAAGUGGAAGAGGCGACCGCCCAACUGAAAAAAGACGCCAGGCCUCCAGUUGAGGUAAACCCCAGCAAGCCGUUGGUCGUCUUAAGGCAGCGGGGGCUCAAUUCAGUUGUGGAUGGGCAAACACCCACUGAACGGUCCCCAAGUAAACGAGGCGACGUCGUAAAGAUCUACGAACCCAAAAGCAGCGCUAAAACAUGGCGGGAUUCCAGAGAUUUAGCAUGUGUUUCACUGGGCCAGGAUCCGUUGGACAUGCUGGUGAUCCCCCCCGAUAGUGGGGGUAAAAUCGGGACCAAGCCACCCAUUUGGGAGCCUUCUGCAAAACCCGGCGAUUCCAAGCACGAUUCGCCGCCUAGUGCCAGUCAUCUCUUCAAUGAAGUAAUGCAGAUGACCUCGAUGGAGGGGCUGAAGACUUCGAUUAAGCCUUUGAGCGAUGUUACAGAGAGGACUCUGCACAACAUCAAGGACCUCCAAGAGGCCACCGUGCACAAAAUCGGCGAUUUCCAGGUAACUGACAAACCGCCCAUAGAUCCCCUCAAUUACUUACACUACUUGCCACCAAACACUCUUCUGCAUUCUUCCGUUCUGUCAAACACUCAACGUCUACAUGCGCCUGCAGAGGAUGAGGCCGCUGGUAUGGUUGAAGGGAUUCUGGAUUUUGGCAGGGCAGGGUUCCGCAAAGGCUUAAGGCUGACAGGGCUGCAAGAUAAUAUUGAAAAUGCUAAAACUCUGGCGGCAAACAGUAAUUCAGCGGUCAAAAGCGUCGCUAAACCAGGCAAGAAAAAGCUCGACGAUUUGAAGGAGAAAACCAGUUCGGCAGACAGUGCCGAUUCAACCGUUUGGAUCAAUCCGUUGCAGUUCGACUCACCAAACUAUGAUGGCCAAAUUUUAUUGGAAAAAGCGACUGGAAGGCCUGAUUUGGAAUCAAAUCCUAGAAUAGAAAACCUGCCUAUUCCGUCGAUAUCCACUGAAGACGCAUCUGGAACCGAUAGUCCGGACCCAGAGUACGAAGAUGCUGCAGAUUUAGCAUCCAGUAUAGCCAAACUGCGCUCUUUAUUGCAGCAAAGAUCGUCUGAAUCCAGUUUAUCGACUCCCGCGGUUAGUCCCAUGCCGGACGAAUACAGUAAGCAAGUGGAAUCGGAAGGCACAUCAGACGCUGAAACAUUAGAGGUGGAUGGUGUGAUGCCUAGUUUUUAUAAAUUCUGCACCAAAACAGCGUCUGGUGUUUUUUCCAACACAUUCAAUACGAUCAAAACGGCUCUACCAGGCAACAACACUGAAAACCUCUAUACGGUUGAGUUGUGGAAAUUCGUCACUGACCAAAAGCCAACCGACACCCUGAUCCGCAUGAAGAAGCUCCUAUCAGAGCGAAAGGAGUAUUGCGUUUUAGACAAAGAAAUCGAAGCUGCUUACGAUGCGUUGGAUUCCGUCGAUAUAUUCCAGCAGUCCCCCAAAUUGAUACCAAACAUCCAAUUCGAAGAUGAACUAGAGGACUUUGAGGGCAAACUGCCCAUCACCAAAGUGAUCUUCGAUAUAGUGUGCGAACUGUUAGUCGACACCAGUUCGUCUCUCAUACAAGAGCCGGUUAUUAAGGCGGCGCUUCUCUUAUUCGGCACUGCUCUAGAGGAGCAAGUAGCCACUCUCAUGAAGGACUUCUUGGAGCAUUUGGCCGAAAGUUUGGUAACAAUUCCUGAAAAAUCCAACACCCGGGUGCUAUCAAUGGACAUUGAGGAGUAUGUGGGUGCUAUUGAGAAUUCUAGUCCUGAUAAGCUGCGAUUUUUUGUCGGGCAGGAUAACUUUAAAAGCGCCAUUAGAUUGCUGAUCUCUUCUUUGCAAAAGCCCAGGAUUAAUCAAGAUGUGGUCCUUCAGGGCUUCGAAUUGAUUGCCAUGAGACUAAUCGAGGAGAGCUUGCGGAUUUCGCCACCUGCUUCUGCCUAGUUUUACAGGGCCGGUUUUGAUACCCAAUUCCUCUGUCGAGUGUCCAAAGUCUGAAUUUUACACACAUACAGGGUGUUUCAGUGGGGAGACAAAAGUCAAUUUUGAGCAUCAAAGUACUAGAUGAACAUAUAAGGAAGGGCUUGGUUCAGGAUCUACAGGGCGAUAAAUUAUUUUUUGAAAUGUGAAAAACCUGUGUGUUUAUCUGAACUUUUAUGCUUACAGUUAGAGCAGACUAACAGGUUGCAGGAUGUAAGUUCUCCUCCUGAGACGCCCUGUGUAAUACCACGCGAACAAACUUAAAAAGUAAAUAAUGACAAAGUUUAGUUAUGUACCAAAGAACGAUAUUACAGUUGUUAGUAUCAUAGUAUUAUUAUGUUUCUGAGUCUAUUUCCAUGCCCAAUUAAUGCAGGGUGACUGCAAGUUGGCGUCCUUUCCUUCGGGAGUGAGUGCUAUUCUAAAUAUCUGCGGGUUUCCACACCCCGAGAAAGAGAAGAGUGAUGCCAAUUUCCACUCACCCUAUAUAGUUUAACGGUUAAUUGUCGCUUAAUGCUUUCUGUGAUGUUUUUUAAUAAUGAUUUAAUCGAUUUUUACUGAUUUUAGUAAAGUAUAUUAUAACAGUU
This is a messenger RNA of Dendroctonus ponderosae (mountain pine beetle), 3652 nucleotides long. RefSeq lists its product as uncharacterized. The coding region runs from base 120 to 3032 and encodes 970 amino acids. NCBI's taxonomy places the organism in Eukaryota, Metazoa, Arthropoda, Insecta, Coleoptera, Curculionidae. The transcript has 13 exons. Gene Ontology annotation, molecular function: phosphatidylinositol binding. Gene Ontology annotation, cellular component: intracellular membrane-bounded organelle. The record is from RefSeq and is a predicted model, not a curated record.